Acanthamoeba castellanii str. Neff is the source of this 4506-nucleotide messenger RNA. RefSeq names its product Poly(ADPribose) polymerase catalytic domain containing protein. The transcript is spliced from 28 exons. Gene Ontology annotation, molecular function: NAD+ poly-ADP-ribosyltransferase activity. The record is from RefSeq and is a predicted model, not a curated record. Lineage: Eukaryota; Discosea; Longamoebia; Acanthamoebidae. The coding region runs from base 1 to 4506 and encodes 1501 amino acids.
AUGGUGCCAUCACCAUCUCUGCGGACUCCACCGUUCAUCGACGAGGAGAACAAGGGCCUGGCCAAGUGGGCCAAAGACAACGCCGGCUACUUCGCAUCGCUGUGGCCUCGCGCGCAGUCCUACCUGCGGCGCGACUUUGGGGCGUCGGCCACGUCGCUCUCCGUCUUCGGCGAGUGGUGCGGACCCGGCGUGCAGAAAGGAAGUGAGGUGGCGAUCGGUAAGCUGGACAAGUGCAUUUUUGCCGUGUUCUCGCUGUACAUCGACAACUACCUGAUGAUUGAGCCCGAUGACAUCAAGACUCUCCUUGGUGCCUAUAGCCUGCCCGACGGCAUGCACGUCAUCCCGUGGGGAUUCGACCACAUGCGCCUCCACCUGGGCGACGAGCAGCUGCUUGAGGGCCAACUGCCCAAGAUCAACGCCAUCGUGGCCGAGGUGGACAGGUUCGACCCUUGGGUCUUCCAGGAGUUCAACAUCCGAGGACCCGGUGAAGGUGUGGUGUGGUAUCCGGUCGAUCUGGCCGAUAGGAAGGUGGGCUCCUUCAAGGACGUGCUGAGCGUGGAGAUCUUCUCGGCCUACGCCUUCAAGACCAAGGGCAAGACGCACCAGAUGGUGAAGAAGAAAGACGCCGGAGGUAACGCCACAACCAACGAGGCGGUCAGCAUUCAUGUUGACGUGGUUGACUCGGAGGAGGAGCUCGCCGAGCUCUUCCUGAGCGAGGCUCGAUACGAGCAAGCCCUGCAGGAAGUCUCAAGCCAGAGUGGAGACGGGCGGCAGCACACCACGAUCGAGGCCAUUGCGCAGUGGAUGGUCAAGGACGUGCGCAAGGAAGCCCAGGCCGAGUUCGAAUCCGCCUCCAGGCCCCUGCGACGGCGAACGUAUUAUGGUCGACUGGGCAGGGAGACGGUGGACAGAGCGGUGACCAAGAAGGUGGAACAGUGGGCCAAGUCCUCCGAGAAUGGGCCGAGAGUCAAGGCCGUCAUGAAGGAGCUCAAGGCCAACCAAGCCAGCAAAUAUUCAUCAUCAUCAUCUUCAUCUUCAUCAUCAUCGUCUUCAACUUCCUUCAAGUGGUUCGACCAAGAGGACUCGUCUUCUUCUUUAUCAUCAUCGUCAUCGUUCUCUUCGUCGUCGUCAUCAUCAUCGUCAGCCCCGUCGGACCUGUUUGCCGGCCUGGUCUUCUCGUUCUCGGAGCACUUUGCGUUCAAGCGCAAGUCCGAGCUGACCGACCAGAUCAAGCGGCACGGCGGCACGAUCAGCUACAUGCUCAACGACCGCUGCACGCACCUGGUAGCCACGCCGAAGGAGGUGGCCGACAACCUCUCGGGUAAGAUCCGCCAGGCCCGCAAGUACGUCGAGGAGGGCAAGAAGCUGGCGGCGCGGGCCGGCGGCGACGAUGUCUUCCACGUGAUCGCCGGCGAGUGGAUCGACGAGUGCCUGCGCCAGGGCGUCCGCGUCAAGGAGUACCCGGCCUUCGACCUUCUCGCCCAGCUACGGCUCGGCGCCUCCAAGGCGCAGGACGCAACAGAAGGAGAAGAAGACCAAACGUCGGUGACCACGGAGCGAAAGAAGAUUCCCCAGGCGUCGGUGUGGAGCUAUGGGGGCAAGGUGGAGCCCUAUUUCCCGGCGUCCAACUACGACCUCCUCCGGAUGGACGUCCUCCACUGCAUGGACAUCAAGGACAACCACAACAAAUUCUACAGCAUGGAGCUGCAUAUGUCCAACGAAUAUGGCCAACUGCCCAAGAUCAACGCCAUCGUGGACGAGGUGGACAGGUUCGACCCUUGGGUCUUCCAGGAGUUCAACAUCAGGGGACCCGGUGAAGGUGUGGUGUGGUAUCCGGUCGAUCUGGCCGAUAGGAAGGUGGGCUCCUUCAAGGACGUGCUGAGCGUUGAGCUCUUCUCGGCCUACGCCUUCAAGACCAAGGGCAAGACGCACCAGAUGGUGAAGAAGAAAGACGCCGGAGGUAACGCCACAACCAACGAGGCGGUCAGCAUUCAUGUUGACGUGGUUGACUCGGAGGAGGAGCUCGCCGAGCUCUUCCUGAGCGAGGCUCGAUACGAGCAAGCCCUGCAGGAAGUCUCAAGCCAGAGUGGAGACGGGCGGCAGCACACCACGAUCGAGGCCAUUGCGCAGUGGAUGGUCAAGGACGUGCGCAAGGAAGCCCAGGCCGAGUUCGAAUCCGCCUCCAGGCCCCUGCGACGGCGAACGUAUUAUGGUCGACUGGGCAGGGAGGCGGUGGACAGAGCGGUGACCAAGAAGGUGGAGCAGUGGGCCAAGUCCUCCGAGAAUGGGCCGAGAGUCAAGUCCGUCAUGAAGGAGCUCAAGGCCAACCAAGCCAGCAAAUAUUCAUCACCGUCAUCUUCAUCUUCAUCAUCAUCAUCGUCUUCAACUUCCUUCAAGUGGUUCGACCAAGAGGACUCGUCUUCUUCUUCAUCGUUGUCGUUCUCUUCGUCGACAGCAUCAUCAUCAGCCCCGUCGGACCUGUUUGCCGGCCUGGUCUUCUCGUUCUCGGAGCACUUUGCGUUCAAGCGCAAGUCCGAGCUGACCGACCAGAUCAAGCGGCACGGCGGCACGAUAAGCUACAUGCUCAACGACCGCUGCACGCAUCUGGUCGCCACGCCAAAGGAGGUGGCCGACAACCUCUCGGGCAAGAUCCGCCAGGCCCGCAAGUACGUCGAGGAGGGCAAAAAGCCGGCGGCGCGGGCCGGCGGCGACGAUGUCUUCCACGUGAUCGCCGGCGAGUGGCUCGACGAGUGCCUGCGCCAGGGCGUCCGCGUCAAGGAGUACCCGGCCUUCGACCUUCUCGCCCAGCUACGGCUCGGCGCCUCCAAGGCGCAGGACGCAACAGAAGGAGAAGAAGACCAAACGUCGGUGACCACGGAGCGAAAGAAGAUUCCCCAGGCGUCGGUGUGGAGCUAUGGGGGCAAGGUGGAGCCCUAUUUCCCGGCGUCCAACUACGACCUCCUCCGGAUGGACGUCCUCCACUGCAUGGACAUCAAGGACAACCACAACAAAUUCUACAGCAUGGAGCUGCACAUGUCCAAUGAAUAUGUGUCGCCUGACAACCCCGGGAGGUGCAUCUAUCGCAUACUGACUCACCACGGACGCACGGACGACCUGGACUCGGCCAAGACCCAGAUCGGCCAGAAGGAGACGCGCUACCUGCAGUCCCUCGCCGACGCCGAGCUGCUCUACGACCACGUCAUGGCCCAGAAGAUGGCCGACGAGAAGGGCUACAAGCACGUCGACCUCGUCUCCGUCUCCCCCAAGAUCGGCUCCGACAAGAAUGCGGAAAGGAAUGCGGCAUCGCGUCAGGCGGAGCCGGAGCGUAGAGAUGGCGCAUCGGCGCUGCCGCAGGAGGUGCAGCGGCUGGUGAAGCACCUGUACGACCAGGCCAGCGAGUCGGUGAGCAAGACGGUGGUGGCCAAGAUCACCACGCGCGGUAUCGAGACCCCGCUGGGCAUCCUCUCCCGCAAGCAGAUCCAGCGGGGCGAGGACGUGCUCGCGCAGCUCAACGACAUCCUCGCCGCCGAGGGUGCCGAUGUCGACGACGAAGAGAAGAGGGAGGCGAGGAUUGUGAGGCUCUCGCAGGACUUUUAUUCGAUGAUUCCGCACCGGCUGGGUACGACCAAGGAGGAGGUCCACAAGGCGGUCAUCAGCAACCUGCAGUUUCUCGAGGAGAAGCAGGAUCUCCUCCAGCUGAUGAAGGACAUCAUCGAGACGAGCAACAUGCGAAGCAGGACGUCGGCCACGUCGGAGAUCGACCGCAUGUACAAUGCCCUCCAGUGCAGCAUCAAGCCACUGGACAAGUCGAGUGCCCAGUACCGGGAGAUUCAGGCCCACUUUCUCCGCAAGAAGACCAGCCCGCCGGUCGUGGCGCAGCUGCACGAUGCGAUGACGCUCGAGGUGGCCAACGUCUUCGCGAUCGACAAGUCUGCGGGCGGUGAGACGGCCAAGGCGCUGGCGAGGCGGUCGGCUUUCGCCAGCUUCUCGGACGACGAGCCGGCGGACGACGACGCCGCAACCGCCAACAACAAGCGCCUUCUGUUCCACGCCUCCAAGGUCUUCAACUUUGUUGGCCUCCUCUCUCGAGGCAUCCUCCCGCCCAAAGUCGUCGUGUCCAAGGGUCUAUCGGCGCGCACCGAUUUCGGGUACCUGGGCCAGGGCAUCUACUUCAGCGACAACUCCUACUCCAGCGUCAAGUACACCAACUUGCCGGCGACCCUGCCCACCACCGGCCCCGCUCCUCCCAAAGGCGGCAAGCGGAGGGGAGGCAAGGAGCAGCAGGCGGUCAAGAAGGCGGAGGCGCCCAACGACGACCGCUUCAUGCUGCUGGUCGACGUGGAGCUGGGCCGCAUGAUGGACUACCGCCAAAUCACGCCCCACCUCACCGCGCCGCCCCAGGGCUUCGACUCCUGCCACGACUUCGUGGACGACGAGUACGUGAUCUACGACUCCGCCAAGCAGCAGCUGCGCUACCUCGUCCAGUUCAGCCCCACCCACGCUUGA